AUCCGAUUUUAAAUCGCUGGUUUUAACGAUUCAGUUGGAUUUUAUUGGGAUUCAUCGAUAAGCUCGCGUAAAGCAGAGUCACAUAUGUCUCCGCUGAAGGUUUUAGUCAAAUACAUGCGAAAAAGACGACGGUAGACGGGUUUAAGUGAGCGGUGAUCUAUUAGGAUCGGAUAGGCCGCCGAGUCUCAUCCCCGUUAGCUCGGAGGAAAAAAAUAACAAACACGAAAUCGUCGUCUGUAAUUGAUACAUUAUUCGAUAAAAACGUCGUUUUCAUAUUUCUUUAUUAACUGGAUUGUGUUGACUAUAAAGUGCACAUGAAUAUAGCGUUUUGAAGUGCAGUAAAGGCUUCCUUUGGGAGUUCGAGCCCUGUUGGCUCUUUGUCCUCAGAGGAUCAUGACUUUGAUCCAACAGCAGAGAUGUUGAUUCAUGAGUAUGAUGAUGAAAGAACUUUAGAAGAGGAGGAACUUCUGAAUGAAGAGAAGAAUUUCAGUGCAGAAUUGGCAGACUUGGAAAGGGAAGGAAACAUGCCGAUUGAGGAGUUGUUGGCUAUGUAUCGUUAUGAAGCAUCAGAUAGUACAGGGGCGGGAUCUAGCAUUGACAGUUCUUCUGUUGAACUAGCAGAUGAUCUGCCUGACAUGACGUUGGAUAAGGAGGAGAUUGCGAAAGAUCUCUUAUCAGGAGAUUAUGAGGAGGAGACCCAGUCUUCUGCUGAUGAUCUGACCCCUUCUGUUACCUCACAUGAAGCCACAGACUUCUUCCCUAGAACACUCAGAUCUAAUGUGACCUAUGAUGGUGAUAAAGAAUCUGAAGGGGAGGAUGACGGGGUGAGCAGUGAAGAUUCUAGAAAGGAAAUAAUGGUUGGGUCCCAGUAUCAAGCAGAAGUUCCUGAAGGGCUCAGCCACUAUAAUGAUGAUGAAAAGGUGUAUGAGGAGGAAGAUGAGCUGCUGUGGUGUCCUGGUGUGCUCUCAGAAUGUAAAGUGAGAAACUACCUCAGAGAGGCCAUGUCACAGACAACAGAUGGAAACAUGGAUGACUACACAUCUGACCACAUACAAGAUAAUGAAGAGGCCUUGUUUGAGCUGUUAAAAUGUGAUUAUGACACCUGUGAGGCACUUACGCGACACCGCAGAAAUGUGAGGAUGUCGAAAGAAGAGUCACCACCAUGGUCAGAAGACGAAUGCAGAAACUUUGAACAUGCACUGCAGAUUUAUGAGAAAAACUUUCAUCUUAUUCAGAGACAUAAGGUUCAGACACGGACUGUUGCAGAAUGUGUGGCUUUUUAUUACAUGUGGAAAAAAUCUGAACGGUUUGACGACUUUGCUCAACAGAACCGAUUUGGCAAGAAGAAGUACAGUAGUUACCCGGGUGUGACAGACCUGAUGGAUCGGCUGGUGGAUGAGGCGGAGGGUCUUGCGAUGGACAGUUCUUCCUCUGUGUGUUUAGGCGGAGCAAGAAUCGAGGGCUCAGCAGAGCAACAGCUCGGACUGCUUAACUCCAUCACUGCCAGCGAUCUCACAGCCCUUAGUAACAGUGUAGCAACCGUGUGCAACGGUCCUGCAGACGUGAGCUGUUUGGACACCUCUUACUUCUCCCCUCUGGAGAGUUUACACCGAGGAUCCCUGAACCACGAUGAGCAGAUGAGCUACGUCACCACAAACGGAGACGGCAGCUGUUUCAACAUGUUAGAUUCUGCCUUCUACCGCUCUGACCUGAGCCAGAUGAGCGUGUGCGGCACCAAAGACUGCGAACGGCCCUCCAAGAGGCUCAAGAUGGGUCUCGCCGAGUCCUUUAUUAACGACGUGUCAGUUUCGAACCUGGCCAUGGACUUCGAGGGCAGACGAACGCAUCGCAUCACGGGAACGACGAUGGCGGUGUCGGUCACAGACUUCAGCAGUAUAGGGGGCAGCGACCCCAACGGUUUCAUAAGCGCUCACUCACGACAUCACCAGCACACCGCACUUCAGUCCGACUGACUUCCUUUUGCCAUUCAGUCACCCGUUCACUGACUAUUAGUUUUUUUAUUAUUAUAAAUAUAUAUGAAUAUACUUUUUGGUCGUUUUUUUUUUGUUUUCGUAAUAUGACAUCAGUGAUGUCUUUAUUGUACAGAGCUAAGAAAUCUUGAUUUCUCAAGAGUUUAAAUAGCCAUUUAUUUUUCUGGUUUUCAGAUAUUUAAUAUUUUUUCUUCUACGAUGAUAUACAGUUAAACCUAAAUGCUGGAGCAGAAAGUUGUGGACUCGUACUGUAGUCAUCUCAACGCCUGCAUCACAAGAUUUACUGUCCUGCAAAAAAGGUCGCUGCCGCCAGAAACUGCAUUAUUUUUUUUGGUUGUCAUUUUUCAUGUAUGCGUGUUUGUUUCUGAAUUGGUACUUUUCAGUGUUUACAAAACCAGAGAACGACUAAUCCUUGGGAAAUGUAGCAUUUUGUAUAUCAGAAACCUGGUUUUUAUUAAUUGAAAAUAAUGAACAAAGAGUACAUACUAAAAACAAAGAGCACUUCUGGCCACUGUGGCGUUUUCACGUAUAAACCCUGCAUGGCCGUUGUUCGUCAACCCUUAAUGUUUUUGCAGUUUUAGUUAGGUUUAAGCUUUCUGAACUUCCAAAAAACUUAUUUUGUUUUUGGGUUUGAUCAGAUAAAAGAACAAGAGGGCAAAACCCUUAGUAUUAUAUUAGAUUUUGCAGGAAGGGGCUUUAUUAUUUUGCAUUUUGUCUCAAUAUUUCUCUCAAAUUUUUCGUGAACAAAGAUUGAAUCUUUCUGAGCUGAUCAUUGUUGAAAACCUGUUAGGGAGGCAGAUAAGUCCUCUCAAGACUGAUGCUUGUUGGACUAUUAGUACUAAAAACCAUGAGUUAGAUGGUGCUAUCGAGUCACAUGCAUUUGACAGUAUUAGCAUAAAUGAAUUAAUAAAUUGUACAUAUGAAACUGUGAAGUCCCCCUGGAGGAUGUAAAGCUGUUUAAAUCCUAUUCAGUACUAAUCGCAGGUCAUUUUUGCAGAUGCGAGUGAAAACUGUCAGACUUUGCUGGUGCUCAUAACAAGCUUCAGUGCAGAUUAAACCAGUGUUAAUGCUUUUUAGCUAUGCAUUAUAUAUAUUUGGUAGCUGCCAGGGUUAGUGAGAAAACUUAAUUGAGCUAAUUCGUAAAUCAGUCGUUCGUCUUGCUUUGUUAUGUUUACUUUUCCCCUAAUUCUGCCAGUCUUGUAUGCAUCAAGUAGAUUGGACUCUUGUUUGACCUUUGCGAUAUUACGAGUUGAUUAUUAUUUCAUGCCAAAAAAUGUAUCUGCUGCUCAGCGCUUAAGUCUCAACCGAGUCCAUUCUGCUCUUUGCAUUCAUUUAUAGAGUAAAUGCCCUGAGCUUGAUUAGGGCAUUGAGGGCAAAAAUGAUGAAAAAUAUUAUGGCAAUAAUUUGUAGAUAUGUAAAGAUUGUUCUAAGUUGGUUUUUACUGAAAAAAUGUUUGUUGCCUUUUGUUUACUGCAUUAAGAGACAUCCUAAGCAUGCAUGCUACCGGCGAUUGUUCGCAAAAAUACCAAUACAUUGUAUUUUCGAGAUGCAUAGAGAAAUAAUUUUGUGUGGCACAUCUCAUUUAAAACUUUAGUUUUCUGUCCACAAGUUGAAGGGUUUGCUGUUUGAGUUUAACCUUAAUACUUUAUGGCUGCUAUCAGUAAUGUGAAGAGUAUAUUGAAUGCACUGCAGUUGCAAUUAUAAGUUAAAGAUUGAGUCUUAUGUAUCUAUAUAGUUAUAAAAAUACAUGGUAAGAGUACUAGCAUGUUUGAAACUGCGAUGACAUUGAUCGAUCAUUAUUCAUUGACUGGGUUAGAGAGCACUACAGAGAUUUUUUGUAAGAUCCCCGUCAGUAUUCCUCACGGUCAUAAUGCAGAUCAUGUUCUUUAAACAACACAACAAUGUAGUACUUGGUGCUCAUAUAAACGAAAUUCUUUUUUAUUUUUGUAUUUUGUAAGUGUCUGUGUUCCUAUUAUUCUGUAUAGCUAUUAGUACUUUUAUAAAUGACAUGGUGAACUGCACAUUUAUGUUAGUUCAAGUUUGCUGAGGUACAGAUGGAAAUAAAGGCAAACUAAAAGAUCAGAUUAUA
Molecule: messenger RNA, 4080 nt
Organism: Misgurnus anguillicaudatus (oriental weatherfish)
Lineage: Eukaryota; Metazoa; Chordata; Actinopteri; Cypriniformes; Cobitidae
Source: RefSeq, a predicted model, not a curated record